Molecule: messenger RNA, 1569 nt
Organism: Acaulospora morrowiae
Lineage: Eukaryota; Fungi; Glomeromycota; Glomeromycetes; Diversisporales; Acaulosporaceae
Source: the annotation of a GenBank genome assembly
AUGAGGCUCAAUAUUUUCAAAUUUUAUAUACAUAUUAUCUUUUUAAUUUUCAUAACCACCACAAUCUCAAGCCCUAUCGAGCUAAUUGCCAUCACGGAUUCAAAAAUUUCUACCGAGCAAACUAACUCCAUCGAGCAAACCAAUCCCGCCAAUGAUGCUUCAUCAAAUUCAUUCACCUCAGGUUCUUUUACAGGCACUACCGAGUCAACUAUUAUGCCUGAAUCUGUAACUUCUGGCGAGCAAGUUACUUUAAUUGUUUCUACUGAGCAAUUUACUGUGUCAACUACUACCGAACCAGCUGAUGCCACUGUGUCAAUCGAUGCCGAACAAACUAUAACCGAGACAACUGCUACCAUUGAGCAAACUAUAAACGAGUUGACUGGUACCACCAUGGCAACUUAUAUCACUGAGCAACCUAUAAUCGAAACAACCGGUACCACAGUGUCAAUCGAUACCGAACAAACUAUAAUCGAGACAACGGCUAUCCUUGUGUUAAUCGAUAUCGAGCAAACUACAACCGAGCCAACUACUGUCACUGUGACAGCUGAUACCGAGCCAAUUACUGUCACUGUGACAGCUGAUAUCGAGUCAACUACUGUCACUGUGACAGUUGAUACCGAGCCAACUACUGUCACUGUUACAGCUGAUACCGAAAUUUUCUCACAAGUUUAUUUACCAGCACUUCCGAGUCAACUAUCAUCGCUACCCCUUACUCAACAAUGUCUGCUGAACAAACUACAACAGGUUCUUAUUAGCACUUCUGAGCCAAUUAUAAUUAUAGGGUCAACUACUACCUCUGACUCAACGACUUCUACCGAACAAACUACAUCAGAUUCUUCCCCAAGUCCAUUUACUAGCACUUAUUAUUUAACUACUAUCUCUGACUUAACAGCUUCUUUUGAACAAACUACAUCAGAUUCUUUUCCGAGUUUAUUUACCAGCACUUUCGAGUUAACUGCUACAACCUCCUCCGACUCAACAACUUUUGCUGAACAAAUUACAUCAGAUUUUUUCGCAACCAUCACUAAUCUAACUUCAUUCACUUUGGAUGUAUUUACAAGCACUACUGAGUUAUCUAUUGUUAGCAAGUUAACAACUUUAACUGAGCCGACUACUAGAGUUAACGGCUUCUACUUCUGUUUAACUGCUUCUACUGAGCAAACUAUUGGCACUACCGAGUCAACAAUUGCAACCAUAAAAGCCAAGAAAAGUACUGAGUUACCUAUUACCAUCAUAUAUACUAUAGAUACAGCUAGCUUGCCUACAACUACUCUCCCCAAAGGGAAGUCAAGUCCAUCCACUACAAUAAUUACUAUCAAACUUCCAAAAAUCAAGUCGAGUUCAUCCGUCAUAACUUCUUCGAGUUCGUCAACCAUAAAUACAUCUGACAUUAAAAAUAAUAAAAGCAAAGGAUUAACUGCUAUCAGCGUAUCUGCAACUACUUCCCCUACAGAUACAUCAACUCCAUCCACUACAAUCACGUCGAGUCUAUUCGUCACAGCAAUAUUACAAAAACGUCUACCGUUAAGACUAAACAAAUCACCGAAUCGACCACCAUCAUCAUACUAA